This is a messenger RNA of Drosophila virilis, 524 nucleotides long. RefSeq names its product Cytochrome c oxidase subunit 7C (gene COX7C). Gene Ontology annotation, biological process: mitochondrial electron transport, cytochrome c to oxygen. Lineage: Eukaryota; Metazoa; Arthropoda; Insecta; Diptera; Drosophilidae. The record is from RefSeq and is a predicted model, not a curated record.
GAUUUUUAGUUGUGUACACACUUUUUCCUCAGGCAACCAACAAAAUCUGCGCUUGCAAUUUAACUAAAAAUAAAAGUUUAAAAAAUCAAUAAAUAUGUUGGGCCGCAGCAGUGUAAUUGCACGCAAUUUCUCCCAGUCGAUGGUGCGCUACAGCGGCCAUGGUGGUGUUCCCGGUGAGAACCUGCCCUUCGGACUGCAUAACAAAUAUAGGAUCACCGCGCUGUUCACCAUCGGCUGUGUUCUGGGCUUCGGCUCCCCCUUCCUGAUCGUCAGGCACCAGCUGUUGAAGAAGUAAGUGGCCACAGCAGCCCCACAAAAGCCACGGCAGCAACAACAACAACAACAUGCAAAAAAUGUAAGGUUAGUUUUAUCAGCCAAUUAUUGAUCGGAAAUUUCAGUAUUGAUGAUCAAUUGCAGAUUACGUUGUUGUUUGUUGUAGCCGCAGUAUCGUACAUUGUGCUACAGCUUUAAAUUAAGUCAAAAGUUUAAACGUAAUAAAGUUGCCCAAAAACUAAAGACCGAAA